CCGUAGCGACUCUACGACGCGUCUACGGCGUAGUUUAUGUGUUGCCAGCUCAUAAUAUUCGGACAAUAGAGCCGGCGGCGAAAGCAGUUUCGGUAUUUUUCUCAAACGUGUAUCUUCCACAAAAUCGCUGUUGUGACCCCUAACGGACAGUAUGGUAGGAAAGGAUGUCCUUUGUCCCCAUAAAAAGCUAUUAUCACCCCGCGUUUACGUAAUAAUUCCGAACAUAAAUACGAUAAUGAUGUGAAAUGUGUUCCGAUUGGACUGUUUAAUUUGUUUUGCGGUACUCUAAAAUUAAAGUAGGUAUAGUAUUGUGAUGAAUAAUACGAGUAUAUCGAGUGACGUUGCAGUGCGAGUGGAACGAUAUUAAAAAUGGACGAUUGACCGUUGAGUAAUGGAAUUAGAUGUUUUAUUACGACCAUAAGGUAUCGAGUGGACAAAAACGGUGUAUACAACAUGUUGUGACAGCAAACUACAGCCAAUUCGAACUAAAAAUGUGUUUCCUAAAGAGCUAUUACGAUAUAUCGAACAACAGAACUAUAUUAUUUAUGAUAGUGUUGUUGUCAUUGAAACUGUGCACUCCUCAGGACUUGAGCGAGGAGUUCAAUGAAGAUAGCUUAGACACUGAUAUAAGUGUAGUGAUGCCGGUAAAGAAAGUGAAAACGCCGCGAAAUACAGACAUUCCUUGUAGAUUGAGUGAACUUCUUUGUGAUACGGGACAGUGUAUAUCGUUGGAUAAGUACUGUAAUGGUGAAGAUGAUUGUGGUGACAAAAGUGACGAGCCUAAAUCUUGCACACCUUGCAACAGAACGUACAUGGGCGAUGUCGGUCGGACAUACGAACUGGAGGUUCGAAGGCCGAGGGAAGACCAUCUGCCGUUUGUAUGUCAUCUUAACUUCACUGCUAAUGGUGGCAGCUAUGGCGAUAUUAUACAACUAACAUUCGACACGUUCACAGUGGGGAAAUUCGUGUCCUUCACCUCGGAUGGAUGUCCGGACGGGCAUAUGACGAUACUUGAGAAUAGCCCGUCACCGCCCACGGGGCAGUGGUGUGGCUCAGCGUGGGGCUAUACAGUGUACUUCAGUGAAACUGACUCGAUUAAUAUGACGCUUAGGUUGGAUAGACUGAGUCAACAGGGUGUCGGAUACAAUUUCGACUUCAAGUUGGCGUACAAGUUUCUAAAACGGAGUGAGGCACGCUUGCGGUAUGGGAAUGCGACGCUCGGGGCGUGGAGAGGGGAACGUGUUACCGGCACAUAUUGUGACCGCAUACUGAGCGACUGUGAUCUACGUGCAUGUCGAAUACAGUCCCCUAACUUCCCUGGUGUAUAUCCCCGCAAUGCCACGUGCACGUACCGCAUCGAACAUACAAAGAUUCCGGCGGAUAAACAUGUAUUGUUAGCGGUUAGACAAACGAACAGCCAUAAAAUACAUAUCAAAGAUCAGAUAGUGAAGUACGAUAGAAGUCAAAGGGUUCUCAAGAUAUGGGAUCAAUGCAAUGUGGUGCAAGACUAUUUAACAGUAUGGGACGGUCUUACAAGAGAUUCUCCUGUACUUGUACGAUUGUGUGGAGGAGAUGCUGUGCCAGAUAUAGUCAGCAGAGGUCCUAAUAUGCUGCUAGAAUUUCAUACGUCUCCAUACGACAAUCCUUUUCAUCCAGUGCCCAUAAGUUACUUGCCUGGUUUCGAACUUGAAGUUGAGGUGCUGUACGUGGACAAAGAUUCCCAUUCGUACGUGAGCUCAGACGGGCGGUGUCGGUUUGUUUUACGCUCCUCAGACAAGACAAGUGGCGUGCUGAGAAAUCCGCGCCAUUCCCUGCCACCGAACACCUCUUGUGUUUAUUACUUUCAAGGACGUCCAAACGAAAUCGUGUGGGUAUCGUUUGUCAAGUAUCACGCCGCUGGGACGGAGCCGGCGGGGUUCGACCAGCAAAAGGAUUGCUCUUCACAACUCACUAUUUGGGAUGGUGCAGCACCAGACGCUGAUCUUGAUAGAAAGUUGGAGAUGAGUGACAAAAAGUCUCUUCUUGGCUCUUUCUGCCGCGAAGAAUCUCCUCGACUCUGUGAUCAUGCGCUUCUAUCGAACGCCACGCGAGCAACUCGACCAUGUGCACCGAGUGAGAGUUACAUAACUUCUGGACCAGCCCUCACUAUAUUACAGGAAUUGCGUCAAGGUUCGGCAUUGUAUCCCGUCUCUUUCCUACUACGCUAUGAAUUUGUGGACGUGAGUGAACAAGGACAACCACUGGUGGACUCUCAAUCGGCCUGUGACAGGGUUUUCAAGUCAGCACUUACAUAUUCUGGAAGAUUUCAAGCCCCGCGUGCCAUAUUUUACUACGGGAGAGGUGGAGCACAAAAUCUUACAUGUAUACUGAGAUUUGAAGCAAAACAUGGUGAAAGAAUACAGCUAACAUUUACGAAUACGUAUUUCGGAAAUAAAAUUUGUAGUACCCAUAAAGAUUCCCGCACUAGCCGCUGGAAAUGUGACAGGCCGGCUAAAAGGAUUAUAGGGGGCGAAGGAUUGUCACAAAUUAUUAUCACUGAGUAUCCUUGGGAAGGAAUCCCAAUCCAAAGAGAUUGCUUAUGUACGAAUCGUUCUGAGCCUUUGAAUAUACAUACAUUGACAGCUCCCGUUGUAGAAGUAAAUUUUACUGUGACAAUGAUGAAUAUAACAGAAGAUUAUGAUGAUUUCGCUUUUGAAGGCGAAUAUAAAUUUAUUCCUACGGGACCGGGCGAUGAGAACAUAUGCUCUACGGGUUGGGGUGAUCGACGACUUAGAGGUAGUAGUGGAGAAAUUAGAUUGUAUGAUAAAAGAGAAGCGUCUGUUGCACCUGACAUCGUUGGUGACCGACAUGUUAUCUCAGAAAGUGUAAGAGCAGAAGUGGCUUGCGUUCAUCGACCAUGGCUCAUUGAACCUGGAGGCGAUGAAGUUACACCUAUGCAAGGAAGAUAUCUUUAUGUAAAGAUUCCCGGUUACGAAAUAACUUCCAACUCACCAUAUUGCAAAACGCCCAAUCGUUUAUUUAUUUAUGAAGCGCAAGAUACAUCGACUUAUCGGGAAAUCUGUCCUGAUAUCGCUAAUAUUGUUGAAUUGUAUUCUCCUGGUUGGAAAUCAUCUCAAACAACAAUAGAGUCAUCACUCAAGCCACACGCCCGCAGUUACGUCAUAGAUUUCUUACAACACGAACAGGCCGACUACUCAAUAAAAUGGAUAGAAAUAAUGAAGAAACCUAGUAUUGAACAUGACCCAGAUACAAAUAUUUUACCUUCUACUGCCACUCUCGACUGCCGUUUUAACUGUCCGGAGCUAAACGCUUGUAUUCCUAUUUCGUUAUGGUGUGACGGCAGCGCCCAUUGCCCUUCCGGUUACGAUGAAGAUGAUUCCAAUUGUUCAUUUAAACUAUCGUUACCACCUCCAUACGUUGCAGCCCUCGCCGGCGUCGGUCUCCUCAUAUGCGCCAUAGCUAUCGCACUUUGCGCUUGUAAAAGACGUCGAAGAAAAGACAAGGAAUUCAAAGCAAGACUGGAUGGAGCAUUACCACCCGAAGAAAGACCUUAUGAACAUGCUAAAGUCAACGGUGUUCCUGAAGCCGCACAGCAAUACGCUACAGUACAGAAAUAUGCCACUAUAGAUAAAUACAGUUUGAGUCAAAAAUACAGUGCUGGAUUAAAUGAUGCCAGAUAUUAUGAUGAAGUGGCACAACGAGAUAAACUCGCUGAUACAAGGUAUGCUAGUUUAGGCCGUGGUGGUAGAGGACUUCGUGUUGAAAAUAACAGAGGUAACGGUUCUAGAAGAGCAAUGCCAGAUCUAGGUUAUCCAGAUUUGAAAGAUGGUUUCUGUUGACACUCUCCAGAUUUAUUAGAAACGACAGUAUAGCAUCUGAAUUAUACUGUCUCAUUACAAGAAAAAUCGUGCUGAACUGUAGAUUAACUACAAAUUCAUGUUUCUCUGUGUUUAAACUUCAAUGUUAUUUUAAUAAAGUCCUAAGGAAAUGUGAACGUGGAUAUAGUAAAGUGAAACUUGUUAUAAUCGUAUAAAAUUAUAAUGAAGACUGAAUUGGCGAAAGUGCCUCCCUAACAGAUUUGAUCAGAAGUGCACAAAUCACUUGCUACAUUAAAAUCUAUUAAAAUAUUAAUCUAUUAGAUUGAUGUUUUCCAUUCAUUUCAUUGUCUAUCGAAAUAUUCAUCGCUUGAAACCUAUUGGAGAUAGUUUUCCUAUAAUAUAAAUCACUUUGUACAUACUCAUAUGACAUAACUGAACUGGCUAUGGUUACUAAUUGCCUUCCGAAUAGUAAGUUAACCCAAAUAUUUUAUUUAACAGCAUAAUUUAUUGUAAUCACAUCAAAUAACAUAUCUGAAUGUAAAUAAAAUGCUUGACAAUACGAUUUUAAGAUACAAGUUAAAUCAAUAACAUUGUAAUAUUAAUGUGUGGUUAGGAGGUAAAACAUUGAAAUUUUACAAUUUGGAUACACAAAUAAUUUAAUACGGUACUAUUAAGAAAUUGUUUCUUUUAUAAUGUUGGUGAUUUUUCAUCGCAAUUGUUUUGUUACAUUCGCGAGUUUGUUAAUUUAAAUAAAAUGUGAAUCUGUAAUGAGAAUCUAGUUUUAAAAUGAAAUGUGAUAUAGAUUGUAAAAAUGAUAUAGAUAAAUAAGUCAACAAGAACUGUAUAACUUGAUAAUGUGAAUAAAUUUCCCUUAUAAUAUGUACCAUAUAGUUUCUUGAUAAUACGUAUGUAAAUUUAUCUGAUAAGUAUUCAAUAACUGGUUGUAAAUAAAUUAUAAUAUAAGAAUUUUUAAAGUCUGUAAGUAAUUUCCAAGUAAAAGGAAUAAUAAAGUCAUUUCUAAAAAUAA
Maniola jurtina (meadow brown) is the source of this 4845-nucleotide messenger RNA. RefSeq lists its product as uncharacterized. Bases 402 to 3839 code for a protein of 1145 amino acids. Gene Ontology annotation, molecular function: protein binding. Gene Ontology annotation, cellular component: plasma membrane. The record is from RefSeq and is a predicted model, not a curated record. The transcript has 14 exons. Lineage: Eukaryota; Metazoa; Arthropoda; Insecta; Lepidoptera; Nymphalidae.